Sinocyclocheilus grahami is the source of this 1435-nucleotide messenger RNA. RefSeq names its product arylacetamide deacetylase-like 3. Gene Ontology annotation, biological process: flagellated sperm motility. Lineage: Eukaryota; Metazoa; Chordata; Actinopteri; Cypriniformes; Cyprinidae. Gene Ontology annotation, molecular function: hydrolase activity. Bases 17 to 1435 code for a protein of 472 amino acids. The transcript has 6 exons. The record is from RefSeq and is a predicted model, not a curated record.
ACGUCAGUGGGUCAUCAUGCUGAUUCGCAAGGGACAAAUUCUGGGGCGAUUGGGGCUGUGCCAUCAGAUUAAUUUUAUACGAUGGAGCAGAUGCUGUAUCAUGGCCCGCAAAAAAACAGUGCCCUCCGGGCUUCGUAUUAAGGACUUGAGCUUCAGUGGAGUUCCAGUGAGGGUGUAUGAGCCUACAGCUGCCUCGGGAGAGAAAAAAAGGGGCCUGGUGUACUUUCAUGGUGGUGGAUGGAUGUUUGGCUGCAUUGAUGAUUACAAUGAAGUGUGUCAGUAUAUAUCACUGGAGAGUGACACCAUCGUUGUGUCUGUUGGUUACCGUCUGGCCCCCGAGCACAGGUACCCUGCCCACCUGGACGACUGUGAGGUCGUGACUCGCCAUUUCCUGUCAAUAGCGGCAACUGAUUUCGGGGUGGACCCACGCAGGUUGGCAGUUGGUGGGGACAGCGCAGGGGCGAACCUGGCAGCCGCUCUCUGCCAGAGGCUGUCAAAGACACAGGAUUGUCAUCUGCCAUCUCCCUGUGCCCAGGUUCUCAUCUACCCGGCACUGCAGAUGGCAGAUUUCCACCUGCCCUCAUACCAGCAGAACCACUCUGUGCCCAUAUUGUUCAGAGGCCGAGCGGUAUUCUAUUUCCUACAGUACCUCAACGGGAAUACUUCUGUUAGCCAGCAGAUUCUGGAAGGCAAGCAUGUUCCUGUCGAGUUAAAACGUCGCUAUAAGAAAUGGCUGGAUCCAGAUAAUCUUUCACCUCAGUUUAGAAAAGGAGCAAGAAGUCCGCAGGUUAUCCCAAGCCAUGAUGGUCAUGUCUAUCACAUCAUCAAACAGGGGCUGGAUCCAGAGAUCUCCCCUUUAUUAGCUGAGGAUGAUGUUCUCCACCUCGCGCCGCCCACCUUCGUCUUGACCUGUGAGUUUGAUGUGCUGAGGGAUGAUGGCAUUUUGUUCUGUAAGCGACUGAAGGAUGCAGGAGUGGAAGUCACGUGGGAGCAUCUAUCUGAUGGCUUCCACGGGAUCAUCAGUUUCUUCAACCAGGGCUGGUUGACAUUUCAAUCUUCUCGAAAGGUUCACUCGGGACUGCGAGACGGCGAACAGCAGCUACAGGAUGGACUACACGCCCCACAGGUCACACAAGCCCAAUGUUGUCAUGUGCCAAAGGGCUCUUCGCAGCUCAGAGGCCCUCCUACUAAUUUUGGCUUGGCAGAGUCUUGGCGGGCUCAUAUGGAACAACAGCGGGCAGUUGUGCCCGCACUAAGCGAGUAUAGGGCUUCAUACCCUCUGCACCCCAUCGGCGCCUUCUGUUAUUCUCGCCACGUCAGCAUGCCCAAGCGCUUCUCCAGCAGUCAGCACCCUGCCAAGCACAGCAACGAGGACCUGGCACUGAAACCCAGACCCUGCAGGCAGGUCUCCACUAAUCCAGCCAGCCUGCUGUGA